Messenger RNA from Aspergillus candidus, 1079 nucleotides. RefSeq lists its product as uncharacterized. The record is from RefSeq and is a predicted model, not a curated record. NCBI's taxonomy places the organism in Eukaryota, Fungi, Ascomycota, Eurotiomycetes, Eurotiales, Aspergillaceae. The transcript has 4 exons. Bases 1 to 1032 code for a protein of 343 amino acids.
AUGUUCUCCUACAUCACUAUUUGGGAAGAGGGCACCGAUCCUGCUACUAUGUUUCCCAAGUCCGAUAGGUUGACACACCCUAAUGUCAUUGCCCAGUACUCUGACGAUUCAAUCCGGUACUUGCUCAUACCCGGGGUGGAUCAUCCGGUGGCAAAUCAACUGUCUUUGAUGGCAUUUAUAGAAAACGCCAUCACUGCGGAAAUUUACAGAACCAUCCCACCCAAGGGAUCGACGGAAACGGUGGCUGCCCUGACAUUUGUUCGAGAGAUGUCUCCUGCGCUGACAGGUGGUGUGUGGAUACGGUUCCACAUCCCACAUUUGGUCUGUGCCAUGGAAAAUGGAGGCAUUUUGGGGUGGGCACAAAGCGACAUCAGGUGUUACAAAAAAGUGGCAAUCUGGCAAGUAUUAGUGCAUUUUGGGAGGAAAUUCCUCUUCGCUCUCGCAGGAGCUGUUCGCGUCUUUGCUUGCCGGUUGAUGACUCUAGCCCCUUGCAUCAUGGAGCUAUCCGGGCUUUAUACUGAGCUCAAUGCAUCGCCAAAACUACUUCCAGGCUGCUGCUUGGCUAUUUCCAACACGUUACUCACUCACAUGACCUCAAUCCUCCCCAAACAACCCGCGUUCACCAUCUCAGUCGGUAGUGGAUCCGGCCUACUCGAAGCGCUUGUAACGUAUGCCCAUCCGGAAGUAUCCGUAGAGGGCGUGGAGGUUGAAUCAUCCAUCAAUCGGUAUAUUGCGGAAGAGCGGAUGCAUGUUGUCAACGGGGGUUGGGGCGUCUUUCCGGGCGCGCAGCAUGCUGCAGCCUGGAUGUUUGUUUACCCACGCGACCCGAAAUUAAUAUCAAGGUACAUUCAUAUGUAUGGUGAUCAAACCGUCGAGAUGAUACUGUGGCUCGGGCCGCGUGCAGACUGGGCAGAUUAUGAACCAUUCUUCUCUCAAUCUUCGUUUUUCGAUUUGAGCUUCCCAGUGGAUGUUGGACUGGCACCGUAUGAAUUCCUGGUUAUUGCUACACGGGGUGACCAUGAGAGAACAUAAAGCCUACAACAAACAGUUCGCGGUGAUCAGUCUUGGCAUAACGAUCU